GUUGUCGUCGCCGUUGUUGUUAUUGACGGAAUCGUGGUUGAAAUCAAGAAGCAGAGGAAGCGGAAGAAGAACAAGAAGCAGAGGAAGCAGCAGAAUACGGCACAGAAGCAGAGAGUCGCGGGUCGGCGUGGUUGCGGCGGAAGAGGCUGGGUCGAUUCCCUCGCCAUUCUCAGGGUGUUGCUAAAUUGCCAUUCAUCGACGAGAGGAAAUUAUUAUCACAAACAAAGAAGCUUGAGAGUACACUAACGCAAUGGACGCCAGGGCUAGAAGAAGCA
This is a messenger RNA of Linum tenue, 275 nucleotides long. The record is from the annotation of a GenBank genome assembly. NCBI's taxonomy places the organism in Eukaryota, Viridiplantae, Streptophyta, Magnoliopsida, Malpighiales, Linaceae.